AUGAUUCUCCGAUGGAACUAUUUCGCAAAACUUCAACAAAGAUGGAUUUGCCAACAAUUAUUAUGGAAACAAGAUCAACAACCCGAGUGGGUGCAGCACAAGGAAGAAAUGAUCAACAAAUUUUUUCAAAUGCAUCUUGAACUUGCUCCUUUUCCUUAUUCGGAUGAUGAAGCCAUCAUGAUGCAUUUAUUAUACACUUGUGAUGGUUAUUUUCUGAAAUAUGCUUCUCGGAGAUUACGAGAUAAAUUUUCAGUGGUUUCUGCAGCAGUUUCUCAGAAUGGCCGAGCGUUGCGAUUUGCAUCGUUGCGUUUGAAGAAAAAUAGAGAAAUUGUCAAGAAAGCAGUGAAUCAUUGCUCUCGAGCAAUAGAAUUUGCUUUUCAUGAUUUAAAACUCGAGUUUGAACAUGAAAAAUUCAACAAAAAGCUCAUUCAAGCAGGUUUGGAUGGUUAUCAACAAGUGUUUAGGGAAUUGUGGCCUAUUCGUGAUGAAAGAAAGACUGAUCCAUGUUUUGACAGUAACAACAAUGAAAGGAAUACCUCAACCAAUAAUGAACGGACGAACAAUAAUAAGGACACGUCCAUUGUUUUGAAAAUAAAUUGA
Molecule: messenger RNA, 600 nt
Organism: Naegleria lovaniensis
Lineage: Eukaryota; Heterolobosea; Eutetramitea; Acrasida; Naegleriidae
Exons: 1
Coding region: 1-600 (199 amino acids)
Source: RefSeq, a predicted model, not a curated record